GCGGCACCGCCGGGAGCGCCAGCCCAGCUCCGCGCAGCUCAGCCCUGCUCGCAGCUCUGCCCUCAGGCUCUGCCCUCAGGCUCUACCCGCAGCUCUUUCCGCAGCCCGGCGUCGGCUCCCGUCUCCUCGCUCCGGACAUGGCCCGCGCCCCGCUGCUGCCCGCGCUCCUGCUGGCCGCGCAGCUCUGCGCCUCGGCGCACACUCCCCCGCCUCAGCCCCCGCCGUGGCGCUGCGCGCCCUGCCCGGCCGAGAAGCUGGCGCUGUGCUCGCCGGUGCCCGCCUCGUGCCCCGAGCUCGCCCGGCCGGCGGGCUGCGGCUGCUGCCCCAUGUGCGCCCUGCAGCUCGGCGCCUCCUGCGGCGUGGCCACUGCGCGCUGCGCCCGCGGGCUCACCUGCCGCCCCCCUCCCGGGGAGCCGCGGCCCCUGAGGGCCCUCACCCGCGGCCAAGGGCUCUGCAUGCGAGAGGCCGACGCCCUGGCCAGCGCCGAGACCACAGACAAAACUGAGCCUGCUGUGGAGAGCUCAACCCUGGGCAGCCCCGAGGUGGCCCAGGAUCAGCCCCUGCACACUGCCCUGCCGGCCACUCCCUCGGCCGAGGACCUGUCCAUUCUCUGGAAUGCCGUGAACAAUUAUGAGAACAUCCGGGCCCGCGGGAUCACCAACAUCGAGAAGUGGAAGGAACCCUGCCGACAAGAACUCUAUAAAGUGCUGGACAGACUAGCCAAGGAGCAACAGAAGAUUGGCGAAGAUCUUCACAAGUUUUAUUUGCCCAACUGCAACAAGAAUGGACUCUAUCACACUAAACAGUGUGAGACAUCUCUAGACGGAGAGCCAGUCCUCUGCUGGUGCGUUUACCCUUGGAGCGGGAAGAGGAUUCGGGGGUCAGUGGAGACCACCGGGGACCCCAACUGCCAUCAGUACUUCAACUCACGGCACUGAAAGCAGAUGCAAGCUUCUGUAUUCCUUCACAUGAAAUAUUUAAGUAUAUAGUAUAUUUAUACUCUUGAACACGUACACACAUAUAUAUGUAUAUGUAUAUUUAUAUAUGGGACCACUUUUUUAUACUGCACAUAUUACUUGAUAUAUAAAGCUGUAGCUAUUUAUUCACUCAAGUUUAUUGUUUUUUUCCCACAUAGUAACUGGCAUGAUAUUCAUGUGUAUCAUGAGACACUGCAUCUUGUCAUCUGUAAAUACUUGGAUUUGAGUUCUUAAAGGCUUUUCUCCUCCUUACAAUGGGCAGAAAAUGCGAAAUGCAAUGUUUAGCAGUGAUUUGUUUUUCCCAGGUGGCUUCAUGGUUAUGUGGAUGGUUAUGUGCUUGAGGGUGAUUCUAUCUGUAUGUUCCAGGGACAGGGAAAGUUAAAUGUUGAUUAUGUGAUCAAGCUUUAUGGGGCAAUGUUACUGCAUGUUAAGAUGCACGA
Sorex araneus (European shrew) is the source of this 1417-nucleotide messenger RNA. RefSeq names its product insulin like growth factor binding protein 1 (gene IGFBP1). Lineage: Eukaryota; Metazoa; Chordata; Mammalia; Eulipotyphla; Soricidae. The transcript has 4 exons. The record is from RefSeq and is a predicted model, not a curated record. Gene Ontology annotation, cellular component: extracellular region. The coding region runs from base 138 to 938 and encodes 266 amino acids. Gene Ontology annotation, molecular function: insulin-like growth factor II binding; insulin-like growth factor I binding. Gene Ontology annotation, biological process: regulation of insulin-like growth factor receptor signaling pathway.